This is a messenger RNA of Dibothriocephalus latus, 322 nucleotides long. Lineage: Eukaryota; Metazoa; Platyhelminthes; Cestoda; Diphyllobothriidea; Diphyllobothriidae. The record is from the annotation of a GenBank genome assembly.
AGAGGUGCUGAAUGCGGAUGAUCGACUGAGAGAGCUGGAGACUGCGUACGAUAGCGUGCCGGAGGAGCGCGACCUGCGUUCUGAGGGCCCCUACCUGCUCAAUCGAGCCCCCACCUACCCAAAUCAGUACGUGGUCGGGGAUGGCUGGCUCAACUUCACUGCCACUCCCCGCUCCUCCACCCUGCGUAUGGUGUUUUUUUGUCAGGCCGAGAACACCCUGGGCAAGGUGCGCUCCCGGAAGAUGGUCAUUCACCAAGUUCCCAAACCUGACGAACAUCUGCGCAUCCGCUACACAACCUUCCCCAUUAGACCCAACCAAAAG